Messenger RNA from Mercurialis annua (annual mercury), 2258 nucleotides. RefSeq names its product protein NUCLEAR FUSION DEFECTIVE 4. The record is from RefSeq and is a predicted model, not a curated record. Gene Ontology annotation, molecular function: transmembrane transporter activity. The transcript has a single exon. Gene Ontology annotation, cellular component: membrane. Lineage: Eukaryota; Viridiplantae; Streptophyta; Magnoliopsida; Malpighiales; Euphorbiaceae. The coding region runs from base 361 to 2013 and encodes 550 amino acids. Gene Ontology annotation, biological process: transmembrane transport.
AAUAGUUCAAUUAAGUCCAAUCAUUUUGUAACAAAGGAUAAACAUAGAUUUAUAAAUUAUAACCUUUUCCGAUGCAAUGAAAUUCAAAAUUUCAAAGAACAAGAAACUAAAAGAAAAAACUCAAUUCUUCUCUUGGUGUUUUUCAUUUCUUUAGAUUAAAUUCUUUAUGUUUGGUAGUAAAUUGAUAAUGGGUAUUGUGUAUUUACCAUAAAGAUUCAAUCUUUUCUUGAUUUCUUGAUUUGAGUGCCUUCAAUUAUCUUUUUCUUCAAGAUUUCAUCAUCCCCUUUCUUCACAAUUUGAGACAAACUUAACCAUAUUCAAGAAUCAUACCCUUAUUUGGUUUAAAUUCUUGAAAAAAAAAUGGGUGAGAAACUAAAAUUUGCAGUGCAUGUGAUAAAUGGGAGAUGGUUUUCAGUUUUUGCAUCAUUCUUGAUAAUGGCAGGAGCAGGAGCGACUUAUCUAUUUGGCACAUACUCAAAAGAUAUAAAAUCAACCCUUGGUUAUGACCAACAAACCCUAAAUCUCAUCUCUUUUUUCAAAGAUCUUGGUGCCAACAUUGGGGUUUUUUCAGGUCUCAUAGCUGAAAUAACCCCAACUUGGUUUGUUCUUUUAAUGGGUUCUGCCAUGAAUUUUACUGGCUAUUUCAUGAUCUGGUUAGCUGUUACUGGUAGAAUUCCCAGACCAGAAAUUUGGCAUAUGUGUGUGUAUAUUUGCAUAGGAGCAAACUCUCAAAACUUUGCCAAUACAGGAGCUUUGGUCACUUCUGUGAUAAAUUUCCCAGAAAGUAGGGGUGUUAUGCUAGGGCUUUUAAAGGGCUUUGUUGGAUUAAGUGGUGCAAUUUUCACACAACUUUAUUUAGCCAUUUAUGGAAGUGAUUCCAAGUCUUUAAUUCUCUUAAUUGCUUGGCUACCAGCUGCUCUUUCUGUAGUUUUUGUGUACACUAUUAGAGUGAUGAAGCCUGAGAGAGAGCCUAACGAGCUAAAAAUGUUUUAUAGUUUUCUUUAUGUGUCAAUUUUGUUGGCUUUAUUUCUUAUGGUCAUCACAAUUCUUGAGAAACAGAUUAAUUUCUCUAGAGGAGCUUAUGCUACAAGCUCUACUGUUGCUUGUGUUUUUCUGUUUUUACCUCUUGUAAUUGCAGUCAAAGAAGAAUGGAUUCAAUGGAAUAGUUUGAAGAAAGAAAACCCGCCAAGCGAAUUCGCUAUAGAGAGUCGAAAAGAAGUUGCGGAUGUCGUGUUUGACGAAAUGCCUGAGAGACAAGAAAGAUCUUGUUUUCUUACCAUAUUUGACAAGCCACCUAGAGGUGAGGAUUACACAAUUUUACAAGCAUUGUUAAGUAUUGACAUGUUGAUACUAUUUGCUGCUACAUUAUGCGGACUUGGUUCGAGUUUAACAGCGGUAGAUAACUUAGGUCAAAUUGGUGAAUCUUUAGGUUAUCCGAAUAAAACCAUCAAAACUUUUGUUUCAUUGGUUAGUAUAUGGAAUUAUUUUGGAAGGGUGUUUGCUGGUUUUGUGUCUGAAGGGAUGUUAGUAAAAUACAAAACACCAAGACCAUUGAUGAUGACAUUUGUUCUUCUUUUAGCCUGUGUUGGUCAUCUUUUGAUUGCAUUCCCCUUCACUAAUUCAGUCUAUGUAGCUUCAGUGAUUAUGGGGUUUUCAUUUGGUGCACAAUUACCUUUGCUUUUUGCAAUAAUUUCCGAGCUUUUCGGACUUAAGUACUACUCUACAUUGUUCAAUUGUGGACAAUUGGCUAGCCCACUUGGUUCAUUCAUACUUAAUGUGAAGGUUACUGGUUCUUUGUAUGAUAAUGAAGCAUUGAAGAAGCUACAUGAGAUGGGUUUGGAUAGAUCUUCUGUUAAGGAAUUGGUUUGUAUUGGAGUUGAAUGUUUUAGAACACCAUUUAUAAUCUUGUCUUGUGUUACUUUUUUUGGUGCUCUUGUUUCUCUCAUUUUGGUGGUGAGGACUAGAAAGUUUUAUAGUGGUGAUAUUUAUAAGAAGUUUAGGGAAAGAAGAUGAGAUCAACAAGAUUUUGGUGAAGAAAUUUGAUUGUAAAUUUCAAGUAUUUAAAAUGGUGGUGUAUAAUUUUAUGGUGCAAUUCUUUAGGGAAAAAAAAGUAUGAUACAUGGUGCAAGUAAAGUUCUGAUUUCUCCAUAGUCUAAGCGGCAGGACAUUGUAUUUCGACCUGAGAAUGUCAGGUUCGAUUCUUUCUCCGUUGUAAUCAUAAUGUUAUGAUGUACAAAAGUGAAGUGCAAUUAAAAUUA